Messenger RNA from Paramecium tetraurelia, 1365 nucleotides. RefSeq lists its product as uncharacterized. The record is from RefSeq and is a predicted model, not a curated record. NCBI's taxonomy places the organism in Eukaryota, Ciliophora, Oligohymenophorea, Peniculida, Parameciidae. The transcript has a single exon.
AUGAGUAGAAACAAUAGCGAGGAGGAAAAUAUCAUUUAAUUUGAUGAUGAUGAUAACCAGCAAGAAAAGAAUCACAAAAUAAGUGAUUAGCAGCAAAUGAAAAUAAGGAAGGACUUCUAGGAUGAGGAAAUUAUACACGAGCCAGGAAUGCAGCAAAUCAAUCAAUAGGAAUAGGAUUUAAAUAACCUUAGAUUGAACAGACCUAAAACAUCCGCAUAACAAAUGAAAAUACAAGAAUCACAACUACAACAACAGGAAUAGCAGAAUUAGUUUCAAUAGAUAUAAUACAAAAAUUCCAACAAUUUCCAACACUAAUCAGAAGAAUCAUCCAACAAUUCUGAACAAGAUUAGCACAAUUAAUCAUUGGUCAAUUUCUAAUCAGAGAUGGGAGAACAGGUUGAAUAGGAGGAUAUAAAUCAGCAAGUACAGCCAAAUCCUCUUUAAUUGCAAAGGAUCGAAGAUAAUGAUCAACAAUCCUAAUUUCAUGAAUCCCAACAAUCAUAAUCCAACAUACAACCGCCGCUGUCAUCGAGCAAUCAAAGUCAAGUUCAAGUGAAUCCAUUCCCUCCUAAACUUGAUUAUUAGUAUGUGAGAGAAUAAAUGGAAAGUUAAGAUAAAGGAAAGGCAUUCCUCACCUCUCCAUUGAUCCAAGAUAAAACCCUGCAAUGCUCAAUCAAAAGAGAUAAGAGUGGGCUUGCCAGACUCUACCCAGUUUAUCAUGUUUACACUAGCGAAGGGGAUGUGUACUUAUUCAGUGCGAAGAAAGUAGUUAUGAACACCACCUCCAAUUAUGUGAUUUCCAUGGACAAGAGAGAAUUCUCAACCAGGAAAUCAUGCUUUUUGGGUAAGGUCAGAUCCAAUUUCCUUGGAACUGAAUUCAUACUUUGGGAUGAGGGCAAGAACUUAAAGAAGUGCAAAGACACAAGCCUAUUCAGAACUCAAUUGGGAAUAGUGUAUUAUGAAAGUCACAUCAUGUAGAAUAAAGGCCCUCGAAAAAUGAAAGUCUUAAUACCUAGAGUAGGAGAUAGGAACAUUCCAAAAGUAUUCCAACCUCUUCAUAAUAAUGAAGGCAUUCAAUAUGAUUAUCAAAACAACAAGCGUGAGUUCAUUGAGGAAUUCAUCAAUAAACCUCCUAGAUGGGAUGCCAAAAUGAAAGCACACGUUCUCAACUUCUUUGGAAGAGUAGACAAACCUUCAGUCAAAAAUUUCCAAUUAGUAAAACCAAAUAAUCAUUAAUUCAUUCAUCUACAAUUUGGAAGAGUCGAUGAUCUCUUGUUCAACCUUGAUUUCUGCUACCCCCUAUCACCUCUUCAAGCAUUCUAAAUCUGUGUGACGUCUUUUGACUUUAAAUUCGCUUGUGAGUGA